CCCCGCCCCGCCCGGCUCCCCCCUCCCCCGCCGCCUUCCCCCCCAGGGAGGCAAUGACAGCGGCUCCGGGACCCUCCCCGCAGCAGAUCAGGGACCGGCUGCUGCAGGCCAUCGACCCCCACAGCAACAUACAGAACAUGGUGGCAGUACUGGAAGUGAUCUCCAGCUUGGAGAAAUACCCGAUUACCAAAGAGGCCCUUGAGGAAACGAGACUGGGCAAGCUGAUCAAUGAUGUGCGGAAGAAAACAAAGAAUGAGGAGCUGGCCAAGCGUGCAAAAAAACUGCUGCGGAAUUGGCAGAAGCUGAUCGAGCCCGUAACACAAAACGAGACUGCCUCGAGGGGCUUGUCCAAUCCGCCUGGAUCUGCAAACGGCGGAGCUCACAAUUGCCGUGUGGAAACGCCGCCCGUGGCUGUGGUGGGCUCAAAGCCCGUUCAUGAUGUGAAGAACAGGAACGAUGUGCAGAAGCUGAACUCCCCAAAGCCUGAGAAGCCAGGCAACCGGAAGCGGAGAGGUGAGCCCCAUGAUGGCCACCAGGGCCCUCCUCCCUCGAAGGUUUCUAAAGCCAGCUAUGAAGUAUUACAGAACUCUUCCCCGCCUCCCACCAAUGGGAUUGGGGGGAGCCCAGAGAGCUUCCCCAGCCCUCCAGAGGUGGCCACACUGCCUGGAGCAGAAGGGAGCCAAGUGGACCUGGGUGAAAAUGACAAACCCAGUAAGAUUCCGGUCAAUGCGGUCAGGCCCCACACCAGCUCUCCAGGGCUCUUCAAACCUACUGGAGCUUCCUCAUUGCUCAAGACGGCAGCGUUGCAGCAGCAGCAGCAGCAUGAGAAAGCGGAGGAGGCAGCCAGCCAAGCCCGGAGCCCCCGUUGCUCCUCCUUCAGCCCAAGGAGUGUCAGGCUGGAAACAUUUGCUCGGCAGCACACCACGUGCGCUCUGAAGGGCUCCAUGUCCACUCCAUCUCCAAGGCCUCCCCUCCUGGAUGCUGCAGUGGCAGCACCCUCGUCACCGCCUCUUUCUCUGGCUCAGCCGUCGACCCCACCAGCCCUGGCCAGGAGGCUGGAGGCAUCUCCGCAGGAGGGCCCAGAGCCCCCUCUGCCCUCCCCGGAGCAGCAGGCAGCACCUGAGGGUCAACACUGGCUCGCGGCAGGUGGGAGCGGCCUGCACCUUUCGGAGUCCUUGGCUGGCUUUUCGCCGGACACCUCAAAGAUGGACAGCGACAGUGCUGCAUCAGGGUCUGACAGCAGAAAGAAGAAAAAAUACCGGCCCAAAGACUACGUGGUCAACUUGGACGGGCAGGCACUAGAAGCAGGUGUCAAGCCCGUCCGGUUAAAAAAGGAGAGGCGACUUACCUUUGACCCCAAGACGGGCGAGAUUAAACCUUUAACGCAGAGGGACUCUCUGCAGGCGGACCUCCCUGCUCUUGCCCUGCAGCACAGGACAGACACAGACAGGCAGGAGCAAGCCCCGCCCCUGCUUCAGAGUCCCUUUGAACAAACUAAUUGGAAAGAGCUGUCCAGGAAUGAAAUCAUUCAGUCCUACUUGGACAGGCAGAGUACCUUGCUGUCCUCUUCAGGAGUGCAGACUCCUGGGGCCCCCUACUUCAUGUCUCAAUAUUUAAAGCAAGAGGAAAGCACUAGGAGAGAGGCCAGAAAGACCCACGUUCUGGCUCCUGUCAGCAGCAAACCCACAAACUUGCCUGGGGUGACACGAGAGGUCACGAGGGAAGACCUCGGCAGGAUAUCUGACCAGUCUUGGCCAGGUGUGAACGGUUGCUAUGACACACAGGGUAACUGGUAUGAUUGGACGCAGUGCAUAUCGCUAGACCCACACGGGGAUGACGGGCGCCUGAACAUCCUGCCUUAUGUCUGCCUAGACUGAGUACAGUUUUGCUAAGAUGCUUUUUACAUCGGCAGACAGUAAAACGGGCAGGUGCUACCCCACCCCCCCAUCCCCGCCCCGUCACACUGAAACAGGCUCGCCAGGCAGAGGGUAUGUACGAGAACUGGAUACUGGCAGUUCCUCUUUUUUGUGAGGAGCUGGUACCAGUUCACUAACACGUAUUGCAAAGGAAGGCAUAAUGAAGGUUGAUUUAAAAACACACAGAGUCUGUAGAGCUCCAAACUCUCUAGCAAGGCAGCCCUUAAAAAGUGUUAGUCCCCACAAAGUGAGAGGUGUUUCCAGCACUCUGAAUGCCAGAAUCUGAGGAAAGGCAGGUACAGGCAGGCAUUGUGGAAGUGGAACAUUAACACAGUAGGUGAGUCUAUUUAUUUGUCUUGAUUUGGUUUUCUUUUUUUUUUCUAUUAAAAAAUAUAACAUGGCAGUGAGAUAUUGGAAAAUGAACUCCGCACAACUGUAGUUACCUCUUAUUUGCAUUGCAUCUCUGCACACCAGUUGUGUGCUCUUGAGCAGUCCCUUAUGUGGAGGGUUGGUUUGCCAUGAUGUGUUGUGCUAGAAGUUCGGAGGGGAGAGAACUACCACCUUCAGCACAGCAUUCUGCCAUCUGCUCUGGGUUUGUGUCAAUCCAGUCUGAAAGAUGCUGCAGAAAAUGUUACUGUUGUCCCAGCAUCACCACCAGCCAGCGUGUGUGUGUGCGUGCGUGCUCCCCAGCAACGCUUUGCAGGGAAGCGAGGGAGGGAGGGAGAGAGGAGUCACUUCUUUUUGUUUGUUUCUUUAAAAAAAAAAAAUCAAAAGCAAUGGAGGGUGCUACUAGUUUGUAAAUGUCCUGUGAAGGGGGAAAUGGGAGCCUGUUUGUAUGCUGGAAAUAUACUUGUUACCAUUCCUUUAGAUAUUGUUUGCCUUAUGGAUACCCAUCACAAUUGCGAUUUGCAAAAACAAGAGCCUUAGUGAAUGUACAGUAACUAGACUUCUGUGCUCCUGAGACGCAGAAGAAGCAACUUUGCUAUUGGUCCUUUAAGUGGACACGUUGUGAUAUAAAUGUGGAAAUAAAAGAAAUUUGCACAAAA
This is a messenger RNA of Heteronotia binoei (common prickly gecko), 2962 nucleotides long. RefSeq names its product mediator complex subunit 26 (gene MED26). NCBI's taxonomy places the organism in Eukaryota, Metazoa, Chordata, Lepidosauria, Squamata, Gekkonidae. The record is from RefSeq and is a predicted model, not a curated record. Gene Ontology annotation, cellular component: nucleus; core mediator complex; mediator complex. Gene Ontology annotation, biological process: positive regulation of gene expression; regulation of transcription by RNA polymerase II. Gene Ontology annotation, molecular function: transcription coregulator activity. The transcript is spliced from 3 exons. The coding region runs from base 54 to 1877 and encodes 607 amino acids.